This is a messenger RNA of Paraglomus occultum, 927 nucleotides long. NCBI's taxonomy places the organism in Eukaryota, Fungi, Glomeromycota, Glomeromycetes, Paraglomerales, Paraglomeraceae. The record is from the annotation of a GenBank genome assembly.
AUGGCUCCAACAACCGCAUCUAACCCACCUCCGUUCUCAAUUAACGGAUUGAGAGCUAAAAAGAAGAACGAGCUGAUUGAUAUUGCUUCCUCCUUGGGUUUGGACACAUCCGGUUUGAAAUCUGACUUGGAGAGCAGGAUCAAGUUAUACUAUAAUCAACAGACCAUCAAUCACGCAACGGAAGACGCUUCGCCGGCAACUCGUCGGUCUGGUCGCACCUUUUCUUCCCAAACACACCAGGAAGCGGUGAAUGGAAACAGAACUGAAGGUCUCCAGACAUCCAUUAAUGAGAAGCAGGAAAUUCAAGAUGUUCCGAGAGAAACAACUCCAUAUCCCCCACAACCAUCAGUAGUAGAAAAUUCACAAUUGACGCCAAUUCCUAGGGAUACAGAAACACAACCCGAGCCGACAAAAGUAUCACCAUUGGAAUUGCUAAAAAGUUACCUAAAUGUGAAUUCACCUCGACGUAUUGCUGACAAUAUGCGGCAGAAAGUAACAGAUGCCCAGUCGUUAGUUAAAGUCUUUUUGGCUACAGAAAUAUUGAUAUUUUUAUAUUCUGCGAUUGAGUGGAAAUCAGAUGCCAUCUUAGAUCCAACUUCUGACGAUUCUUAUUAUCCCGGUCCCGACCUCUCAGUUCUUAUUGACUGGCACCAGUUCUGGCGUCCGCUUUUAAACUUUUUUGCUUUCCUAGUCGUUGUCCCGUAUUUGCUUUCUUAUAUCUUCAAUUUCGAACCGUCUCGGCUAUCAUACAGUCCAUUCGCGUUUGCAGUGGCACAGGGCGCGAUGUUGGCUGUUUCCUCGGGGAAUCUUGAUUGGAGUGAAGAUGUUCGUCAAUACAUACCUGAUGUUGUUGUUUAUGUGGGCGCCACAGUCGUGGGUUUGUUUGCUUUUUACGAGAGCAUGCUGUUUACCAAGAUGAAGGCGUAA